ACUACAUAUUUGUAUGGAUUUUCUGCCUAUAACUGAAAACCAUAAAAAUAUGAACUUCGAAACUAAAGACAGGGAAUGUCACGUGAUUAACAAAAUGUCUGCGCCCAUGAAUUUCAUUUCCAGUAAAUCCGCUGGCCUAAUUGAACGAGACACAAAUGGAGAUGUUUUAUGGACCUGGUCCUAUCCAAAUGUUUCAGAAGAAGAAAGAAACUUUUUUCUUCAGAAGAGUCAGUUGACCAUGACUACAGAUGGGAUAGUUCCUUUUAUAUAUAGUCAGUGGAGAAGAAAUUGGUAUUACAUAAAGACAUAUCAAGUGACAGAAGAGGAUCAUUUAUCAAGAGUAACACAUUUUUCACUAGUCCUGGUGACAAAAGACUUCAAUCCUGAAAAAUAUGAAGUACUCUGUAAGAUUUUAUGCAUGAAAUACAGAAAAACAGGAAAUCCAGCAUCCAUGUUAGAGCUAUAUUUACAUGUUUUAACAAGGGGAUCAUGUGCUACUGAUGAAAAUGGUCGAUUUUCUGUUAGAGAUUUUGAUGUAAAAAGAGCUUUUAUCAAUUCAAAAAUAAAAGAUAUAGUAACCACAUUUGGAUUAGAAACAAUACUCAUAUAUACAGCUUUAUUAUUAAAGAAAAGAAUAGCUGUCUAUUAUCCUCAGAACCAAUUAGAAGAUUUAUUACAGUUUAUUAGAUCCUUGCCUGCCUUUGUAUGGCAUAGACAGAAUUGGGAUAUAGCCUAUCCUUAUGUAGAACUUGAUUCUACAGAAUUAGAAGAUUUAUCACAGAAAAAUAGUUUUGUAGCAGGUUUUACAGAUGCUUCUAUAGAGGGAAGGACAGAUUUAUAUGAUAUAUUUGUUAAUCCUUCGACCAGUCAGAUAACUACAGCCACUCAUGCCAAAGAAUCAUUUGCCAUGGGAAAACUUCACAAAGAUACAGCUAUGUUUAUGGUACAGUGUGCUGAUAAAGAAGAUGUUACAGAUGAACAACUAAUUAAGGAAGUAGCUUCCAAAACCAGAGAAUUAAUCAACAACUUAAAAUCCUUAUCAGUGACUGGGGAAGAUAAUAAACAAUAUAUAACAAUAGAAGUAUUAAGAGAAAGAAAGAUGACUCCUGCCACAGAAACUUUUCUAUUCAGUUUAGCAGCUUGUGAAGGACUGGUGCAAAUGUGAAUAAUUUUAUAAAGCAAAAUACCCAAAUGGUGUCAAAAUUAUUAAAAUGCUAAAUGUAUAAACACUCCCCCAUGUGUUUACAAAUGUAGUGUAUACUAUUUCUACCAGAUAUACAAGUAUUUUAGUUUUUAAAAGAUGGAAAGGAAUUUUAUUUCUGAUUGAUUCUAAUUGCAAGUAAGUAUAUGAACCCCAUUUUUAAACAAAUUCGUUUGACUUUAUUUUGUUGGAAGAUAAUUAAUUUGUACCAACUUUUAAAUGAAAAAAAUCACCUAUGAAUUGUUUUUGAAUAUGAUAAAUAUACAGCAAAAAUGCAUUCUUUUUUCUUCGAAAAUCAUGUAGUUCUAAUUAAUAUGAAUUUUUUUUUCAAGAAAUGUUACACAGUUUCAAAGCAAGUUAUAUAAAGAAGAUAUCUAAAUAUCCUUGCAAAAUAUUUAUCUUUUGAAACUACAAGAUUGGAUAUAUCUGUGCAGAAGAUAAAAAAAAAAAAAAAAGAAAAGAAAAUUUGAGUAAAAACAUAAAAUUUUAACACAAUUUAUCUCACAUAUAGGUAUUUUUUAUUACAAUUUAGAAAAGGAAAAACAUGAAAAUAUAGCUUCAUUACAAGUUGAGACCAUUGGCCUAUACAUGUAGUAUCAAAACUGAAUGGUAUGCAAGAUACUUUAAUAACCUUGUAAUGUAUUACCGGUAGAUAAAAUUAUUUAACCACCUCAAUUUAUGUAUGUUAUUGUUAUAAAAAUUAUUACUAAUAUAAAUUGUUAAAAGUAAAUAUUUAAAAAAAAUAUCAUUAUUUAUAUAUGUUA
Molecule: messenger RNA, 1965 nt
Organism: Mytilus trossulus (common blue mussel)
Lineage: Eukaryota; Metazoa; Mollusca; Bivalvia; Mytilida; Mytilidae
Product: DENN domain-containing protein 10-like
Exons: 8
Coding region: 14-1165 (383 amino acids)
Biological process (GO): regulation of early endosome to late endosome transport; protein transport
Cellular component (GO): late endosome
Molecular function (GO): guanyl-nucleotide exchange factor activity; small GTPase binding
Source: RefSeq, a predicted model, not a curated record